AUGCCUCCGCAACGUACACAACAACCGAGCCCAGAGGAGCUCAUUAAAAAAGGUCCUACCAAGGGCACAUGCCCGGAAUGUGGCAAUACCUACCACAAAGACCUCAGGCGGCAUAGGCUGGUGCAUCUGCGGCAGGGCCUUAAAGUACGGCGCUGGAAUUGCAAGUUCUACUAUGUCGACGAGACCAACACGCAAUCGCGCUGUUCCUCGAUAUUCGAUGACCGCUCGUCACUCACAAGGCACUACAAGAGCAAGCACGGGUAUAUCCCCAGUUGCAAGGACCAGACGUACGAAGUGGUACAACGGAGCAGUAAACAACAGGUGAAGGACAAGCGCACAUUUGCCACCAAGAUCGCCACUAUCACGAAGAGGAAGGAGCGGGUGCAGCCCAGGCGGAACGAUGCGUCGGGUGCGGAGGGCCUGCGGCAGCAGCCGUCUCAGGACAGCUUGCUCGCCGGGUCCGUCGCCCCCGACGCGGUGUUUACGUCGUCACCGGCAUCCGCUCCCGCCCCUCCAGCGGCGCGCCGGGCUUCACGCCCAUAUCCUUCGAAAAACUCAUCCUCGUCCAGUUCUUCCCAGAACUCGGAUUCAUCCUCCCAGCGACCUCUGCGCCCUACCCCGUCACAUCAGCCGAUCGCCUCCGGGUCUUCAAGCCGCACUACGUCGACGACCAGCUCCCGCCCCCGCGUUUCGACCAACAUGCCCGGCCCCGCCAUGGUCAGCCCGGCAAGCUCGUACCACAGCGCCAUCAAUGGGGUGAACGAUCUUUUCGGUCCCUACGGCGAACCGGUCUCCUACCCUGGCUCUUAUCCCGCAUACCCUCAACCGGAAGUACACGGACCCGCGCCCUCGGUCCCCGCCGGGCGGAUGUCGACCCAAUCCCUCGACAUCCAGCCUCUGUUUGCGCGGGACCACUCCUCGACUCGGCCUCAUCAGGGCUGGAACCUCGACAACCACGGGUUUGCGCCUUACUCCUAUCCGGACAUGGGGAUGGGCAUGAACAUGCCAGACUCUUUCGGUGUCCCCAACACACUGGCGUUCGAUAUGCCCCCGCAAAUGUCCCCCAUGGGGCUGCCCUACUCCCCGGACACGCAGCGAUGGAACUCGCGCGAAUCGUCGCCGGCCUCCUCCCCGCCUCCGGCCUCCAGGUCGCGCGGUGGAGAGGCGCAGAACGCCUACGCGUAUCGCUACCACAGUAGCAGCGGUAGGCGAUGA
This is a messenger RNA of Trametes versicolor FP-101664 SS1, 1215 nucleotides long. RefSeq lists its product as uncharacterized. Bases 1 to 1215 code for a protein of 404 amino acids. Lineage: Eukaryota; Fungi; Basidiomycota; Agaricomycetes; Polyporales; Polyporaceae. The record is from RefSeq and is a predicted model, not a curated record. The transcript has 2 exons.